UCCCUCGCGAAAAAAGCUAAUUCGCGGUUACUGUCUACGGAAAACCCGAAAACUAUACCUUCGGCGAUCGGUAGAAAAGACUUUUCUUCGAUUUUUCCGUAUUUCCCGUGAAAAGCCCAUUCGGUUCGUUCGUCUACCGUCACGUGUCGCGUACGAUCCCGGUUGGUGGAAAACAGUCACGGGCUUGACGAGGGAAGAAGUUAAAAUGGUUCGAUUUUAGGUUCAACCGUGUGUGCCGUACCAGCCUCUCCGGAGUUAAAUCUUCGGUUGUGAAUUUUAAACAUCGCCCAACCCCAUCCUCCACCCCACCGCUAUUCCACGAGCGCAACGAGUACGCUGGUCGGAAGCUGGCUCUGAAGCUGUUGGGAUCGAGCGACAAAUAAUCAGACCGGAAGCAGCCCGACGAUGGGGUACGAUACGAAGAAGCUGUCCAGCAGCGGAUCGCUUGACGACCUGGUGCAGUAUGCGACCAUCCACAUCCCGCUUCCGGUGGCACUGAGUGGGUCGGUUAUGCCCUUUAUGCUUAUCUAUGCCCUCUGGCUGUAUCUCUGGGUGUUCGUGUACGGCAUCGACGAGUACCGGGACGCCGGGCUGCUCUUUCUGGCCGGAAUCGGAUUCACGCAGAUCCUCGUGUGCCUAUGCUGCUUCUGGAGCGUCCAUGUGCAGACGUUUCUUAACUGCCGAAAAACGAAAGCCCCCUGUGCCGGAGCGAUUGUGAAAGUUGUUCCGACGGAAAACAAUGGUGCCUCGGAGUUGGUACGGAUUCAUCAAGCCAAACGUGAAACGGACGUUGACUUUAAAGGCGACGACAACGAGCCGCAGUACUGGUUCCUAUUUCAGAAGGCAAAAUACUUCUGGGACCCGAACAAGGCACUGUUCCGUAGCGUAGAUUUUCCAAUUCACAACACCUACGAAGAGUACUACGAAUCCAAGGGCCACCUGGAGGACGCCGAUGUGGCACUGGCGCAAGCAACGUACGGUGACAACGAGAUGGAGAUGGUUGUACCGGAGUUUUUCGAGCUAUUCAAGGAGCGAGCUACGGCACCGUUCUUUGUGUUUCAGAUCUUCUCCGUGUUACUUUGGUGCCUCGAUGAGUACAUGUACUAUUCCCUCUUCACGCUUUGCAUGCUCGUGAUCUUUGAGUGUGUGCUAGUGCAACAGCAACUCCGUAGUCUCUCCGAGAUCCGCAAGAUGGGCAACAAACCGUACCCGAUCAAUGUGUUCCGCAACCGACGUUGGCGACCAAUCAGCUCCGCUAAGCUUGUUCCUGGCGAUCUCGUGUCAGUGACAAGAUCUCAGGAUGAAAACCUUGUCCCGUGCGAUCUACUGUUAAUCCGGGGGUCGUGUAUCGUGGACGAAAGCAUGCUGACGGGUGAAUCUGUGCCUCAAAUGAAGGAAUCACUCGAGAACAACACGGACGAGCAUGACAAAGUGCUAGACAUCGAGGCCGACGGAAAGCUGCACGUUCUGUUUCGUGGCACAAAGGUGGUGCAGCAUUCCGCGCCGAGCAAGUCCGCCAUGCGUUCCCCGGAUAAUGGAUGCAUCGGUUACGUCCUGCGUACUGGUUUCAACACCUCUCAGGGAAAACUCCUUCGUACGAUCCUGUUCGGUGUGAAACGUGUGACGGAGAACAAUCUCGAAACGUUUGCCUUCAUUCUGUUCCUGCUGGUGUUCGCAAUCGCAGCCGCUGCAUACGUGUGGAUCAAGGGCACCGAGGAUCCCGAACGUAACCGGUACAAACUGUUCCUGGAAUGUACGCUGAUUCUUACGUCGAUCAUUCCUCCCGAUCUACCGAUCGAGUUGUCAUUGGCCGUGAACACGUCCCUCCUUCAGCUGGCAAAAGUGUUCGUUUACUGCACGGAACCGUUCCGUAUGCCGUUCGCUGGCAAGGUGCAGAUUUGUUGCUUCGACAAGACGGGUACCCUUACAAGCGAUAAUCUAGUCGUGGAAGGAAUCGCUGGAUUGAAGGCGGACACAUCGAUCGUACCGAUCGGUGACAUACCGGAACCCACUGCACACGUGCUCGGUUCGUGCCAUUCGCUCGUCCAACUCGACGAGGGUCUCGUUGGUGAUCCGCUGGAAAAAGCCACUCUGACGGCGAUCGAGUGGAACCUCACCAAGGGUGAAUCGGUCGUGCCGAAGCGUGGCAAGUUCAAGGCACUCCGGAUCUACCAUCGGUUCCAUUUCUCCUCGUCGCUGAAGCGCAUGUCCGUGCUAGCGGGCUACCUUAUACCGUUCACGAACGACACCUGCUACAUUGGCACGGUCAAGGGUGCCCCGGAAGUUAUCGUUAAGAUGCUCAAGCACGUUCCGGAACACUACGAACGCACGUACCUGGAGUAUUCACGCCGUGGAGCCCGUGUGCUUGCGCUAGGUUACAAAUCGUUCGGUACGCUGGACACCAACACCGUCCGGGAGCUUAAACGGGACGAUGUGGAGCGCGAUCUGGAGUUUGCUGGAUUUAUCAUAAUUUCCUGUCCCCUCAAGCCAGACUCGAAGUAUGCCAUCAAGGAGAUCAUACAGGCUUCGCACAAGGUCAUGAUGAUCACGGGAGACAAUCCAUUGACGGCGUGUCACGUGGCGAAGGAACUUCGAUUCAGCCGUAGAACGAUCGUAAUCUUAACACCACCGGAAGAAACCUCGAAUGGUAACAAAGCCGUCACCACCGAGUGGCACUGGGAAUCAAUCAAUCAGGAUGUACAGGUGCCAGUGGACGGGCAAACCGUGAAGGAACUCUACCGGGAGUACGAUUUCUGUAUCACUGGCGAGGGUCUUCAGUAUCUCGACCGGGAGCGGAAUGCAUACCUCCAGCAGUUGAUUCCCUACGCGACCGUAUUCGCACGAUUCGCACCGAAACAGAAGGAGUACGUCAUCACGACACUGAAGAAGCUCGGAUACUAUACGCUUAUGUGUGGUGACGGUACCAACGACGUCGGUGCCCUGAAACACGCCCACGUCGGGGUGUCCCUGCUCAGCCACAUGCCAUCCCGAUCGAAGAAGGUGCAACAGCAGGACGAAAAGGAUGAAAAGAAGAAGGCCAUUAAGGGACCAUCGGCUGGCAGCGGUACUGUAGGGACGGAUGAAGCCAGCCGGAAACAGUUGACUCCUCGUGAGCGUGCAAUUAUGCGGGCGAGGGAAAAUCAAAGUGCCGCCCAGGAGCGGUUACAGAAAGCGCUGAAGGAAAUGGACGAGGACCAGGUACAGAUUGUGAAGCUCGGUGAUGCGAGCAUUGCGGCACCAUUCACAAGCCGGCUUUCGUCUAUAAACUGCGUUUGUCACAUCAUCAAGCAAGGACGCUGCACGCUGGUUACUACGCUUCAAAUGUUCAAAAUCUUGGCCCUCAACGCACUGAUAUCCGCCUACUGCCAGUCGGUACUCUACAUUGACGGUGUGAAGCACAGCGACACGCAGCUCACCCUGCACGGGUUGCUAACGGCGGCCAGCUUCCUCUUCAUCACCCGCUCGAAGCCGCUGAAAGUCCUUUCGAAGCAGGCACCACUGCCAAACAUCUUUAACCUCUACUCCGUGACGACGAUUUUGGCCCAGUUUGCGGUGCACUUCUCCGCCCUCAUCUACCUGGUGCACGAGGCAACCGAACGAUCCCCUCCAAGGGAAGGCAAAGUGAAGCUCAACGUGGACCUAGCGCCGGAUGAGAAGCAGGAAUUCGAACCGAACAUCAUCAACAGCACGGUGUACAUUAUCGGCAUUGCCAUGCAAAUCGCAACGGUCGCCGUUAACUACAAGGGGCACCCGUUCAUGGAGAGUCUGCGCGAGAACCGAUUACUUUCGUACGCGAUCUUCAGCUCGAGUGCGAUCGUGUUCUGUCUGGCGUUGGGCAUUGUGCCCGAUCUGCUGUCCACGUUCGAGGUGAUUGACUUCGAACCGGAUUACCGACGAAUUCUUGUAACCGUGCUGGUAGCGGACCUAUUGCUUGCGUUCUUCGUCGAUCGAGUUUGUUCGUUCCUGUUUGGCGAAACGCGAAGAAAGACGGACAUUAUUACUUAACUGGCAGAGCAGUACCGCGCAACACCAGAUUAGACUAAAGUAAUUCAUCGGAGUCAGUUCCGCCAGCGGGGACAGAAAGCCAUCGAAUAAAAAAACAAAACUCAUCCACAUACACACAACACUCUAGCCGUAGUUCGUUUGUCGCUAUGGGUCUGCGAGAUCUCUGCACGUGUGACUGAGCUGUUUGGCAGCUAGUUUUGGGGUAAAUGAGUCAUAUUGCACGAUUAUUGCGUGCGGCUAACCAAUACACUAGAUGAUAGAACCGGAAAACAGAACGGGAGGCGCAAAAUGAUGUGCUUUAACUUUGAAUUGAAGAACCGUGUUUGUUGCACUUCAGAUGAAAACGGCGCUUCUGACGAGUUUCGCCCCCAAACAAAUAGUUAAAGUAUAUGCAAUUUAAAUUAUAAUCCUGUAUCACCAUCUACGAAGGAGGAGGUUCAUUCAUCGAACGACUGAAAAUCAUGCUCUUACUUUCUACGUUCUACGGGGAUAGCAUUUAUGCGUUGGGCAUCUACGGUUGGGCAUUAGAAGCAUUUUAUUCGCAUCGGUUAUCCCACUUUAAACAUUUUUUAAUUUUACUGUAAGAAACAUUGUAACCUUCUGAUUUCAGUAACAACUGCCCCGAGGACGCUUAAUGUUUCUUAACAAUUUCUUUGUGCAAAUUAAGGUUUUAAAGAAAUGUUUAAAAGUCACCCACCUUAGCGCGCAAAAACCAACGAGAUAAGGCCAAAGGCGUCCAUUUACACGCCCUCCCGGGGACGUACAUGUACAAGUCAUCAACCUCCCUUUUGUUGCUAUUUCGUAGUGCAAUAUGUUAAUUUUCGAUUUAGAGAAAGCAAUCGACCACAUAGGGCACCAAAAGAGAAAGAACGAGAAGGGCUGAAAAGGAAAGGGGGCAAAGUGUGAACCACCUUCGAAUCACGGAUAAACAAAUAUGGCAAAAUAUAGACAA
Molecule: messenger RNA, 4957 nt
Organism: Anopheles coustani
Lineage: Eukaryota; Metazoa; Arthropoda; Insecta; Diptera; Culicidae
Product: endoplasmic reticulum transmembrane helix translocase
Exons: 4
Coding region: 406-4005 (1199 amino acids)
Biological process (GO): intracellular calcium ion homeostasis
Cellular component (GO): endoplasmic reticulum membrane
Molecular function (GO): P-type ion transporter activity; ATP hydrolysis activity; ATP binding
Source: RefSeq, a predicted model, not a curated record